Messenger RNA from Schizosaccharomyces osmophilus, 288 nucleotides. It is a transcript of the gene nop10, whose product is annotated as box H/ACA snoRNP complex protein. Gene Ontology annotation, molecular function: telomerase RNA binding; box H/ACA snoRNA binding. Gene Ontology annotation, cellular component: box H/ACA telomerase RNP complex; box H/ACA snoRNP complex. Gene Ontology annotation, biological process: ribosome biogenesis; snRNA pseudouridine synthesis; positive regulation of telomerase RNA localization to Cajal body. Bases 1 to 288 code for a protein of 95 amino acids. The transcript has 2 exons. The record is from RefSeq and is a predicted model, not a curated record. NCBI's taxonomy places the organism in Eukaryota, Fungi, Ascomycota, Schizosaccharomycetes, Schizosaccharomycetales, Schizosaccharomycetaceae.
AUGCAAGCAGGACAGUCACCGCCUGCAAAGAUUUCAAUUCAAUUCAUCUCCUCCCAGCAUCCAUCCACGGACCAGAAAAAGCCAUUGUUCAAAAUGCAUUUGAUGUAUUACGUAAACGAUGAAGGAAAGCGUAUUUACACGUUGAAGAAGAGGGCUCCAAAUGGUAAAGCCACUGUCUCUUCUCAUCCUGCAAGAUUUUCUCCAGAUGAUAAGUAUUCUCGCCAGCGUUUUACUUUGAAAAAGCGCUUUCAUAUUCUUCCUCAUGAAGUUGCUGCCAGAUCUCUUUGA